GGGCCCUCGCCGCCGCCGGCCGCGAACGUGAUGCAUGCGGGGACCUAGCGACUGCACGCGCGCGGGCCUCAUGGGCACCGUGCUGAGCUUCAGCCCGCGCGAGCGGCGCCCGCCCGCCGGCGCGCCGCCGCCCGACCGAGCCGCACUCGCCUACUCCUACGAGCGUCUCAACAACGCCAAAAACCGCGAGAAUCGUGACGCGCCGCGCGACGAGCGACGCGCCACACUCGACGACGCCGCCAAAAUUAUCUCAGAGAAAACGGCACUCGAGAAGAAUCUCAAGAAACAUUCGCUGUUCAUCAACGCGCUCUCCUGGAAGAGGUUUUCGACCGCCAACAACAACAAAAAGAAGCUGGAAUGCAAAAGCAAGAGUGUGGCGACGUUCCGUGCGCCGCUCACGGACAACGCGCCGCUCGACCGCAACAAGAAUGUGAGCGUGCCGGGCGUGCCGAGCGUGGGGGGCGUGGGGGGCGUAGGCGGUGGGUACACGCGGCCGGCGCCCGUGCCGGCGCCGCUGCCGCCGCCCGCCGAGGUGGCCCGCACCAACGCGCUCAACAACAACGUGUGCUACGGGGACAAGUUGCCGGCCGCCACCGUGGGCCCGGUGGUCGCGCCGCGGAAGACCGUUAUCCAGGCAUCCACGUCGGAGCUGCUCAAAUGUUUGGGCAUGUUCCUGCACGCGCGGUGCCAUCGGCUGCGCGACUUCCAAGCGGGUGAUGCGGUCAUGUGGCUGCGGACCGUCGACAGAUCGCUGCUGCUGCAGGGCUGGCAGGAUGUGGCGUUCAUUAACCCCGCGAACGUGGUGUUCGUGUAUAUGCUGGUGCGCGAGCUGGUAGACGGCGAGCGGAUAGCGCGUCCGCAGGAGCUGCAGGCCGUGGUGCUCACAUGCCUCUAUCUUUCCUACUCCUACAUGGGCAACGAGAUCUCCUACCCGCUCAAACCCUUCCUCGUCGAAGACUCUAAAGAUAAGUUCUGGGACCGUUGCCUGCUCAUCGUCGACCGGCUCUCGUUCAACAUGCUCAGGAUCAACUCGGAGCCUGGUUUCUUCACUGAAGUGUUCACGGAGCUGAAGGCGUGCGGCGCGGUGGACAGCCCCCCUCCCCCGGCGCCGGCACACCCCGCGCCCGCGCCCCCUCAUGCCCUCACCGCUGCCUGACAUACGGAGGUUGCCGUCCUCAGGUUGGCAUUGACUGACCGCCCUAGUCGUGUCUGAUGUCAGCUUUUCAUGUGCGAAGGUCUUGAUCAAACGUUUUUGGAGUAAUGUCUGUGUAUAGAUUGGUUUCGGAGCCUGGUGUGCUGGGAGCUCAGCGAGCUGGAAUGAUUAAUUGUGAAGGAGGCUGCAAGCUAUUUAUGAUUUGUUGAAUAUUUGUUGUUAUUCGUAGUGUUUGAAUAUUAUGUAUGCGCAAUUAUGGUUGUUUAAACUUGUGUUAUAGUAACGGCGAAGGAUUAAUAAAAGUGGAUUGAAUGUUGUUACUAAGCUUUAAGAUUCUUCCGAUAAGAUGCGUGCCGAUUUAAAUAACUAUCUAAGUAUUAAAUAAAAAAAUGAUUUACAUUCCCACGUUUGCAUUCCAAUAGAUAAUCAGAAUAUAAGUUUAAUUAGCAAAGGAGAGUAGAAUGAAGUGUUUGCUCAAGGAAAUUUCAUCGUAUUGGAAAUCAAAGAAGUCGAUUGACCAAGACGCUCGCACAUACCAUAGUGGGAAGAGAAAGCGGUAGAAUACUGUACGAAAACGUCAUUCGGGUACGUGUGAAUGUGAUAAAUCUAGUCAAAAAUAAUCGAAAAAAUGUCGAAUGCAUCAGUAGAAGCUUUCCGACCGCGAUGAAGUCCACGUACUGUAUGUAACUAUGCAAUCCGACGCGCUACCUCUCGCCAAGUGAACGUUGGUCAAGUGUACCGUGGCGCGUUACCCACGUUAAAUAAUUUAUGCUGCACUUUAAUAUAUGUUUGUAUUAAGUAUUUGUCUGGUACUCUCGAGCCGCGGGACGUCGCCGUAGCGGCCCUUAGUCCAAUAGAACAGCUGUAAGUUAGUGUGUUAAGAGUUUCGUAAAUGUAGUGAAAUGAUCGUAUUGCCGUAUAUUUAGUGAUUUAAAUCAAAUGGGGUUGCUGAUACUGCUUGGUUCACGUUCAGAAAGCAAAUUAUUACCUCUUUGAGAAUUAUCUAGCAUACGAAUUGUCCAGUUAGACGCAUAAGAGAAAAUAAGUACAAUAAUAGAUGCCAUAUGAAUAUUAACGGCGAAGUGGUUUGUCACUGUCUACGCUGUGAAGACAAAAACGUUCCGGCUAUAAAGGUAUAUGCGUCUAGAUACAUCAUAAGACAAUGCGACAUAUUAGACAUAUUCAUGAGGAAACAGAGCGGUAAAUGCAAUCCCAUUAUUAUUUGAAUCACAUACGUAGUUAGAUGAUACUAGUGAAAUGUCUGGCAGGCGGGAGGAUGCAAUAAACCGACAACUAUAUGGGAAAAUAUUCCGGUAAACCCUUCUAUGAAGUGUACGUAUUAUAUGGCCGGCUUAAAGCGCGGGAUGACUUGUUUGAUAUAAUAUAAUGAAAUAUAUUAACAAAUAGGUCAAAUUUUGCGAAUGAAUAAGCGUUUUGUACAGUAAUAUCGAAUAACAUAAGUCUUAAACGUUAGUAUAGUUUAGACAAUGGAGGGAGGCACUCGGUUGGUGAUUAUUCUUCCACGACGCGCUUCGAAUAUAGAAAUGCGAAACGACGUCGUGCGAUUUAUUUCUUCUGCAUAGGUUUGCUGUUGUGGUUGAUGAAGUUGUCUAGUUUAAAGGAUUGCGUUUCUUAGUCAUCAUAACAUUCAGAUUUGCGCAUAAAAUAAAAUGAUAUCACUUCAGAUAGAUCAUGGUUUUAAAGACAUUUCAAGUUAGAGGCAAAGAUAAUAGAAUCAUUCAUUUUAGUUAUCAGUUAUGAUAAUUUUAAAAUACGAGAUUUAGAAGCCGCGUGCCGCACCGAGUGCCGUAGAUAAGUUAAAAUUGUUUAGUCGAGUGAAUUUCACGAGAUGGAGUGUACGUAGGUAUUUAUUAUAAAAAUAUAAAAAAAAGGAAUCUCAUAAAUAUGUUCCAAGUCAUUAAUAUUAGGUGAAAGUAGACGUCUGUGAUGUUAUUUGAAUCUUAUGUUUCGUUCAUGAUGGAUAGUUUCGUUAUUUUUUUUACUUUAUCACUAUUUGUUGUUAUUAUUGUAUUUAUUACUGUAAUAUAUGGUUAUUGGUGGUGUCAUUUAUUUUUUCCGUGUUAUUUUGGUAAGCAUGGUAGGUAUUUUAUCCGUCUUCUUAAUGUACGAAGUAGUUAAUGGAUGUUUCUUAAUUGAAAUGACCAUGUUGUUGCGAUUUUAAGUCCAUUUAAGGGUCCGUAGCCAUUAAGGAUAUUUAAAACUUCUAUAUUUUGGAAAA
Messenger RNA from Manduca sexta (tobacco hornworm), 3392 nucleotides. It is a transcript of the gene Cdk5alpha, whose product is annotated as cyclin-dependent kinase 5 activator 1. The record is from RefSeq and is a predicted model, not a curated record. Gene Ontology annotation, cellular component: protein kinase 5 complex; cytoplasm. The transcript has 2 exons. Bases 35 to 1156 code for a protein of 373 amino acids. Gene Ontology annotation, molecular function: protein kinase binding; cyclin-dependent protein serine/threonine kinase activator activity. Gene Ontology annotation, biological process: activation of protein kinase activity; positive regulation of cyclin-dependent protein serine/threonine kinase activity. NCBI's taxonomy places the organism in Eukaryota, Metazoa, Arthropoda, Insecta, Lepidoptera, Sphingidae.